This is a messenger RNA of Botrytis deweyae, 792 nucleotides long. RefSeq lists its product as uncharacterized. Gene Ontology annotation, cellular component: mitochondrion; cytoplasm. The record is from RefSeq and is a predicted model, not a curated record. NCBI's taxonomy places the organism in Eukaryota, Fungi, Ascomycota, Leotiomycetes, Helotiales, Sclerotiniaceae. Bases 1 to 792 code for a protein of 263 amino acids. The transcript has 2 exons.
AUGGGAUGGCUAGAUUUUUCAUCAAAAUCCAAGAAGGAAGAAAAAAAUGCCACUCGGUCCUCCUUCUCAUGGGGCGAUAAUCUCAAUGCGACGGACUGGCAGCAUUACACGGAUCCGCGAACUUUGAUACCGACCAUUUUGUUGACCACUACCAUUUUGGUUUCCACGCGCUUCUAUCGCUCCUAUUUACGUCGCAUUCCCGAAGCUACGUACAUUCGACCCGGAUUCUUCAGGAAGAGGAGUUUAUUUGGCACGGUCACGAGAGUGGGCGAUGCGGAUAAUUUUCACCUGUUCCACACGCCUGGUGGGAGACUGGCAGGCUGGGGAUGGAUGCCCGGCCGCAAGAAGUUACCCGAGGGAAAGGAUUUGAAGAACAAGACGAUCCACGUUCGAAUCGCCGGCGUCGACGCACCCGAAGGGGCGCAUUUUGGGAAAACGGCGCAGCCCUUUUCCGGCGAAGCGCUGAUCUGGCUGCGGGAGUAUAUUCAAAAUCGGCGGGUGCGCGCGUACAUCUAUAAACGCGACCAGUAUGAUCGGGUGGUGGCUACGGUGUGGGUGCGGCGAUUUCUCGUGCGCAAGGAUGUGGGAAGGGAGAUGUUGAGGGCGGGCAUGGCUACGGUGUAUGAGGCGAAGAUGGGAGCGGAAUUUGGAGACUUUGAGGCACAGUAUCGGGCGAUUGAAGAAGAGGCCAAGAGGAAGAAAUUGGGUAUGUGGUCGGGGAAGAAAAAGGAUUACGAAAGCCCGAGAGAUUACAAGACCCGCACGGCGAAUGCAGCGAAUAUGAUGAAAUGA